ACUAGGGCUACUGGGCUAGCCGUACCGUCGUCUCUUUCAUUCCAAGCCAAGAUGUUGGCUGCUACGUCUUCUUCUCCGAUCGCUAUUCCUCCCUUUUUUAAUAAGCUUAACAAGGCAAUCCACAUAGAUUCCAAGAAAUCCGUACGGUUGCCGUCCCUGGUUUCUUCUUCUUCUUCUUCCAAAUUACUCCACACGAGUUUUCAAUCGUUCCUCUCAAUUCCAUCAUCGCAUGAUGAUCGGGUCGACCAUUGUGCUCGACUACGUAAAUGUAAUAGCACUACCGUUAUUAGGUCUUUCUACUCUCGCGCCUCUGUCAGGGACGAGGAGGUCUCUUCGCUUGGGAAGAAAUUGUUAGAUAAAGACUAUGAUGAAGAAGAUGAUGGUGGUGAUUUGGAAGAAUACGGCCGGAUCGAGGAUAUGCCACAAUUACAUGCAGUUGUCAUGGUAAUUUGUACUACUGCAGAACCGGAUGUAUCAUCACCGUGGAGAAAGGAACAAAACGACUCUUAUGGUAGGGGGUUAAUCUUGAGUGGGAGAAGAGUGUUAACUACUGCUCAUUCAGUGGAUCACCACACUCAAUUGAAAGUUGUGAAAUAUGACUUUGGUACAGAGUAUACAGAGUAUACAGCUACAAUGCUUGCUAUAGCACCUGAGUGUGAUCUUGCAAUUCUAACAGUCAAUGAUGAUGAAUUCUGGAAUGGAGUUAAGCCAGUGGAGUUCGGGGAUAUGCCAUCACCUGGGGAUAAAGUGAUCAUUACUCGCCUUCGAGAAGAUAGAGAUUAUUUGCCUUUGGUUACUACUUGUGUAUUGAGCUCGGGCAUGACACGCUAUUCGUUUUGGGGCACCGAACUUCUGGCUUUUCAGAUCAAUGUAGGCUUGUCAGGAGCGACUUGCAGUGGACCUGCUUUUGAUGAAAGAUGCAAAUGUGUAGGAUUGAAGCUUCAGUCCGAAAACUACAAAAGUGAUUUUAUACCUGCGGAAGUUAUUAAGCACUUCAUUCAAGACUAUGACAAGCAUGGAGCAUAUACUGGACUCCCACUACUUGGCAUCAAGUGGCAAGAGAUGGAAAAUCUUUAUCUGCGCAUGUUAAUGAAUAUGGAACAUGAUGAACAAGGCGUCCUUAUUACGGAAGUCAAGCCUAACUAUCCAGAAUCUGCGAUUCUAAAACCAAACGAUGUUAUUCUCAGCAUUGAUGGGAUUAACAUUAAUAAUGAUGGAACAGUUCCAUUUUUAAGAGGACGGAGGAUAGAAUUCAGUUAUCUUAUUGGCAAGAAAUAUGUUGGCGAUAAGAUUGUUAUUAAAGUGCGCCGAGGUUUCGAGAUAUGUGAAUUCAUUACAGAACUCGCAACACACAUUCAAUUCGUCCCGGCCAACAUAAUUGGGAGGCCUCUUCGGUAUUACAUUAUUGGAGGAUUUGUUUUCACAACUCUUUCUUUUCCGUACAUGCAAGUUAUGGAUGAUAGGUACAAUGAUGAUGAGAGGCCAGACGAAGACGAGCUUUUAUUCCAGGCUUUAUACGAAGAGCGUGUUGUGCUUCUUGAGGUGCUUAAAGCUGACAUCAAUGCUGGGUAUGAGACGGAGUUUACACUGCAGAAUCAGGUUCUCGUCACUUUCAAUUAUAAGCCUGUUGAGGGACUAAAUAGCUUGGUCAGUAUGGUAGAGACUUGUAAUGAGGAUUUCAUGAAGUUCACAUUUGGAAACAAGAAGACUUUGGUAUUGCCGACAAACAUUGCCAGAUCAAGAACUCCGGAUAUCCUUAAAGCACACUCUGUAAGUUGUGAUAUGUCUGAUGAUCUGAAGAAAUUAGUGAAGUUGACUCGAGGCGAAGAAAGUCAAGUAUGUAUAUGAAAUUUGAACAGUUUCGGGGGAGCCAGAAUUUCUGUCAAACAUUUGUCAUUCUUUUUCCCUUUUUAAGUUGUUGAGUAGGAAGGAAAUGUUUUCGGUACCAACUGCUGUACUGCUUAAUGUGGUUUGUGUUGAUGCUUUGCUUGAGUUAGAUCCUUGGAUUUAUUUAUUUUGUUGUGAAACCUUGGAAUUUUUCGAGAGAGGAGACAUUAGAAAACUCAAUUUGUUAA
Molecule: messenger RNA, 2075 nt
Organism: Rhododendron vialii
Lineage: Eukaryota; Viridiplantae; Streptophyta; Magnoliopsida; Ericales; Ericaceae
Product: protease Do-like 9
Exons: 10
Coding region: 52-1848 (598 amino acids)
Biological process (GO): proteolysis
Molecular function (GO): protein binding; serine-type endopeptidase activity
Source: RefSeq, a predicted model, not a curated record